UCAUGCGAGUUCCUCACGUGUUUACGUGUUGGUCUCGUGUAGUAGUUAUUUACAUAUAAAAUAACUACAAAAUAAUCAAAAAUGAGUUUGUAUAACUUUAAAAAAAUAGCCGUGGUCCCCACGGCUAAGGACUUUAUUGAUAUAAUUCUAUCUAAAACACAAAGGAAAACACCGACUGUAGUACAUAAACACUACAAAAUAACAAGGAUCCGUGCAUUUUAUAUGAGAAAAGUGAAGUUUACACAACAAAACUUUCACGACAGACUUUCGCGGAUAAUCCAGGAAUUUCCGAAACUGGACGAUGUGCACCCGUUCUACGCCGAUUUGAUGAAUGUAUUGUAUGAUAAGGACCACUACAAGCUUGGUUUGGGACAGUUGAACACGGCCAGGCAUCUGAUUGACAAUGUAGCCAAGGACUAUGUGCGUCUUCUUAAGUUUGGUGACUCGCUCUACCGCUGCAAGCAGUUGAAGAGAGCAGCGCUGGGUCGCAUGGCCACCAUCAUGAAGAGGCAGGCCGCUAACCUGACUUACCUUGAACAAGUGAGGCAACAUCUGUCCCGUUUGCCAUCCAUCGACCCGUACACCAGAACCAUCAUCAUCUGCGGCUUCCCCAACGUUGGAAAGUCCAGUUUUAUAAACCAGAUAACACGCGCAGACGUAGAGGUGCAGCCGUACGCGUUCACAACCAAGAGUUUGUAUGUGGGACACACAGACUAUAAAUAUCUUAGAUGGCAGGUAAUAGACACGCCCGGUAUCCUAGAUCAUCCAUUGGAAGAGCGCAACGUGAUCGAGAUGCAAGCCGUGACCGCGCUUGCGCACUUGAGAGCCGCCGUGCUGUACUUCAUAGAUCCGUCUGAACAGUGCGGACAUAGCAUCGAGGAGCAGAUAUCAUUGUUCGAGAGCAUCAAACCUCUCUUCAGCAACAAGCCGCUGAUCGUGGUACUGAAUAAAAUAGACGUGGUGAAGCCAGAGGACCUGCCGGAGCAGAAGAGGCAGCUGAUACAGCAGCUGGAAGAGACUUGUGCGAAGGGGAACAUUGUUAAUGCGGACGGCAAUUCCGAGCUACGCACAGUGCCGGUGAUGCGCUCGUCGACCCUCACCGGAGAAGGUGUCCAGGAGCUGAAGGUGGAAGCCUGCGAGAGGCUGCUCGGCCACCGGGUCACGGAGAAGAUGAGGACCAAGAAGGUGGACGGUAUCCUGAACCGCCUGCACGUGGCCGUCCCCACCCCCAGGGACGGCAAGGCUCGCCCCCCGGUGAUACCGCCAAGUGUGUUGGCGAAAAAGGAGAAAGUGGAGGGGAGGAAGAGGAAGCUCGAGAGGGAGAUUGAGCUUGAAGAGGGCGAUGAUUAUGUGCUUGAUUUACAAAAGAACUACGCCGAGAUCCCGGAGGAGGAACGCCACGACCCAAUACCGGAGUUCUGGGAGGGACACAACAUCGCGGACUACAUAGAUCCGGAGAUAUUCGAGAAAUUAGCCGAUCUCGAGCGUGAGGAAGAACUGCGCGAGGCCGGUGGGAUGUACGCGGUUCCCAAGAUCGAGCUGGACCAGAGCAUGAAGGAGAUCCGCGAGCUGGCGAUACAGAUACGCAACAAGAAGGCGAUCCUGAAGGACGAGUCGCGGCUGGUGAAGCAGUCGACGAAGCCGGUGAUGCCGCGCACCUCGCGCGCGCGCGACCGCGACCGCUCCACCACGCGCCUGCGCGCCGAGAUGGAGCAGCUCGGUGUGGACAUGUCGGACACGAAGGGCGCGCACUUCGCGUCCCGCUCGCGGUCCCGCUCGCACUCGGCGCCGGCGAAGCGAAUGCGGACCGAAGCGAGCGCGAGCCGCACGCGCUCCGUGUCGCGCCCCGCGCGGGACGAGCAGGGCGUCAAGGAUGUCGCGAUGCAAAAGCGCGCAAAGAAAAUGGCGCACGUCGCGAUAUCGAAGAAGACGAAGAAGAUGGGUCUGAAGGGCGAGGCCGACCGGUUCAUUGGUACCAAGAUGCCGAAGCACCUGUUCGCCGGCAAGCGCGGCGUCGGCAAGACGGACAGACGCUAACACUUAUUAUAUAUACGUAUAUGUAUGUUGGUGUAUUUGUGUUGUGGAUGGACGUGGAAAUGAUAGUGACAAUGGGGUCUGUACGGAAAUGCUAUACAGUUCUAUGGACGAAUUUAAUCAAAAAUACAGACUGGAGUGGCGUUAUAAAAUAGUUUUUUUCCUAUUUCCGUCAAAAUUUUUGGACAAUAU
Molecule: messenger RNA, 2226 nt
Organism: Zerene cesonia (dogface butterfly)
Lineage: Eukaryota; Metazoa; Arthropoda; Insecta; Lepidoptera; Pieridae
Gene: Non1
Product: nucleolar GTP-binding protein 1
Exons: 15
Coding region: 82-2037 (651 amino acids)
Biological process (GO): ribosomal large subunit biogenesis
Cellular component (GO): nucleolus
Molecular function (GO): GTP binding; GTPase activity; RNA binding
Source: RefSeq, a predicted model, not a curated record